CGUCAUAUAACGCGUAAAAUGUCAAGUAAUUUCGCCAAACAGUGCAUCAUAAUGGCAUCAUAAUAAACUCUAAUCUAUAUAUGUAGCAGCAUAAAUAAAAAUUUUCUUAAUGAACAGUUAGAAAAAGUGAAACACCUUCAAAAUGGCAAGACUAAGCAAUGUAAGGGUGAAACAUUGUGACCAAAUUUUGCUUCACAAAUUGCACCUGCUAAAUAAUGCGGUUUCGCAAGUGGGGGUCAGUGAGCGGGAAAUGGAAGAAGCGUUCAAAUCGUCCAUCGGCUAUCGUCCCAGUCGCCUAUCCUGGUCCCGGUGGAACGAUGGAACGCUAUCGAUACUGUACAGUGUUAUAUUUGUGGUGGCCCUUUUUCUCCUGACUCCGUUUUUGGCCUCGUUCAUGGAAGUCAUCCUGGGAACCAGGUGCAUCGUGCCGAACAACUAUCUCGUUUGGGAAGCUACCAGACCCCUGUCCGAUUGCGAUUAUUGCAGAGGGAUUCGUGGACCCAUCAUUUUAUCAAAUCUCUCCCGUGACGAAUUCAAACCAUAUGCAUACUCAUCCAGGCCAAUCAUCAUCAAAAAUGCAAUCUCACAUUGGCCCGCCACCAAACUUUUGAAUUUUACUUUCCUCAAAGACUUGUACUACAAGCAUCCUUCGGCGUUGGAGAGUUUCCACGAAGACUGCCAAUUUCUGCACUUUAAAUCUAACUUUCAAACACUGAAAGAUGUAUUCCGAAUGACGGAAGAUUUUCGCAUCGGUCGCAAACCGUGGUACGUGGGCUGGAGCAAUUGUAACCCGCUGAUACUCGCGGAGAUGCGAAAGCUUUACCCAAAGCCACACUUCCUACCGGAAGACUCCGAAAUGCCGAACACCGACUUCGUUUUUCUCGGUUACGAGCAGGGAGCCGUUAUGCAUAUUGACUACAUCCCACGGCUUAUGUGGCAGGCCCAGCUGCGGGGUAAUAAGAGUUGGAUAUUGGCUCCAACACCAGAGUGCGACAACGAGUGCCGAAGUUUCAGCUUCUACGUCGAACCUGGCGAUGCACUCUUGGUGGACACCCGUUUGUGGUAUCAUGGCACAUUCAUCUCCAAGGGUGAAUUUUCCCUCACCAUCCAAUCAGAGUAUGGAUGAAAAAUUGCCGCGAGUAGCCGAUAAACGAUAUUCAACAGUGUGUGUGUGCGUUAAUGUAAAUAUUUGAUAAACCCGCAAGCAAAUUCUGUGCAGAUGUGCCAUAAGUGUAUAUUUUUAAACCGUUGAAGAAGGAAAUAUAUACAAUUUGAACCAAAA
Molecule: messenger RNA, 1282 nt
Organism: Uranotaenia lowii
Lineage: Eukaryota; Metazoa; Arthropoda; Insecta; Diptera; Culicidae
Exons: 3
Coding region: 143-1126 (327 amino acids)
Source: RefSeq, a predicted model, not a curated record